Molecule: messenger RNA, 2334 nt
Organism: Osmerus eperlanus (European smelt)
Lineage: Eukaryota; Metazoa; Chordata; Actinopteri; Osmeriformes; Osmeridae
Gene: cdkal1
Product: CDK5 regulatory subunit associated protein 1-like 1
Exons: 15
Coding region: 161-1855 (564 amino acids)
Biological process (GO): tRNA methylthiolation
Cellular component (GO): endoplasmic reticulum
Molecular function (GO): tRNA (N(6)-L-threonylcarbamoyladenosine(37)-C(2))-methylthiotransferase activity; 4 iron, 4 sulfur cluster binding
Source: RefSeq, a predicted model, not a curated record
UUGUCCCUCGUGUCACUCCGUUUUACUAAGAGUUCAGAGGUUUUUCAGCAUGGCGGACUGUUAGUCAAAACAACAGUAUCUAGCUGGCUUCAGAGGUGGAAAACGAAGUGUUUAACUACAACCGUCAGUGUUUACAAACAAUUUGUCUACAACUAAGAACAUGCCGUCCGCCUGCGGCUCCCAGAUCGACGACAUCGAGGACAUGGUGUUACUGGAGGACCUCACUCCUCAGGACCGUCAGUUCGCUAGGAAGAGUGUCAUUCCCAGGGCCAGAAAGAGGAACCAGCAAGACCCUAUAGAAGAGCUACAAGCAGACAGUGUGAUCCCCGGCACCCAGAAGAUCUGGAUGAGGACCUGGGGCUGCUCUCAUAACAACUCAGACGGGGAGUACAUGGCAGGGCAGCUGGCCGCCAGCGGAUACAAAAUCACAGAGGAUGCGUCAGAAGCUGAUCUCUGGCUCCUGAACAGCUGCACCGUGAAGAACCCGGCUGAGGAUCACUUCAGAAACGCCAUCAAGAAGGCCCAGGAGCAGGAUAAGAAGGUGGUGUUGGCGGGGUGUGUUCCCCAGGCCCAGCCCAGGAUGGACUACCUCAAAGGCCUCAGCAUCAUAGGGGUGCAGCAGAUCGACAGAGUGGUGGAGGUGGUGGACGAGGCCAUAAAAGGUCACUCGGUGCGUCUGCUGGGUCAGAAGAAGGAAAAAGGCAAGCGUCUGGGUGGGGCCCGAUUGGAUCUGCCCAAGAUUAGGAAGAACCCCCUCAUAGAAAUUAUUUCCAUCAAUACGGGGUGUUUGAACGCGUGUACGUACUGUAAGACCAAGCAUGCGAGAGGAGACCUGGCCAGCUACCCCAUAGAGGAGCUGGUGGAGAGGGCCAGGCAGUCGUUCCAAGAGGGCGUGUGUGAGAUCUGGCUGACCAGUGAGGACACGGGGGCGUAUGGGAAGGACAUUGGCACAGACCUGCCCACUCUGCUGUGGAGGCUGGUGGAGGAGAUCCCUCAGGGAGCCAUGCUUCGUCUGGGCAUGACCAACCCACCUUACAUCCUGGAGCACCUGGAGGAGAUGGCCCGGAUCAUGAACCACCCCCGGGUGUACGCCUUCCUGCACGUCCCCGUCCAGUCGGCCUCCGACAGCGUGCUCAUGGACAUGAAGAGGGAGUACUGCGCCGACGACUUCAGACGCGUCGUCGACUUCCUCAAAGACAGGGUCCCUGGUAUAACCAUAGCGACAGACAUCAUCUGUGGCUUCCCCGGGGAAACUGAGGAGGACUUCCAGGAGACGGUGGAGCUGGUGAGACACUACCGCUUCCCCUCGCUGUUCAUCAACCAGUUCUACCCCCGGCCCGGCACGCCCGCCGCCAGGAUGGAGCAGGUCCCCGCACACACGAAGAAGCAGAGGACCAAGGAGCUGUCUCGGCUGUUCCACUCCUACGACCCCUACGACCACCAGAUUGGGAAGAGGCAGUAUGUUCUUGUGACUGAGGAGUCCUUUGAUGCACAGUACUAUGUGGCUCACAACAAGUUCUAUGAACAGGUGCUGGUUCCCAAGAGGUCGGAGUUCAAGGGGAAGAUGAUUGAGGUGGACAUUUACGAGGCAGGGAAGCACUUCCUGAAAGGCCGGCCAGUGGACCAAUCAGAGGUCUUCACCCCCUCCAUCUCGCCACCCUUGGAGAAGGGGCAGGUGUCUGGACUCACUCAGGAAGCAGCGGCCGCCAUGUCUAGCAGCGCCCGGGGAACCCCGCCCCCUGCAACCAUCAUGAUUGGCUCGUGGAGCGUUGACAGAGAACGCCUGAAGAUGCUGAUAGCAGGACUGACUCUGGUGGCGGCCAUUUUGUCGUACAUAUUCGAGAAACUGGACUGAGGAUGUCCCCAAACUCCACAUCUUACCCCUGACCCCAGACUAACAAUUCUAUAGCCAAGCACCAACUGACCUGCACACUGAGAAGAUCGGUCUAGGAGUUAAUUGGACACUUAGAGGGGAAGAGUGAUGUGGUGGGAUGUGGACGUGGUCAACAUUCAGCCUAUAGGAAGACUUUUUGUCCGUCUUUUCAAAGACUGUUUAACUAGAGAUGCAUUGAGAGUUAAUGAGUAUAUGAUUGUUUAGGUGGUCUACACAUGUAUUUCUAACACUCUAAUCAAGGGUGACGCGUUCACUGACCUUCAAUGAAAGGUAUUAAUAUUUGACCAGACCCACACACAUAGAGACAGUAUAUUUUGCAUAUUAAUGCCUCAGUCUGUGUUUGGAUGGAGGGGGUUUUUGUGGGUUGUUUUAACUGUGUUAUUAAAAGUUUACUUUGUGUCCCUCCAAAUGUUUGAAGUUUUUUCCUUUUCUGUUUUGGG